UAAUACAGAUGUCUACGACUUUUCACCAAAGGUUCAUCAUCACAUGUGAUUAUCAACUUCAAUCUUUAAAUACCACAUCUCCAUUUCCAACUUUUUCAUGCAUUCAGUGUCUCUCUUCAUUGCAAAGCACCAAGUAGACAUGGGUUUCCCCUCUGUCCUAAUGCUUCAAUUUGUCAUUUCACUUGGUUUCAUUGCUUCCAAAAGCCUAUUUCUUGCUGUUGAUUCCUCUACUUUGAGCAUUGAGACAGACAAGGAGGCCUUGAUCUCUUUCAAGUCCCUCAUAGAGUCACCUAACCCUCUAUCUACUUGGGACCAAACCUUGUCACCCUGCAACUGGACCAGAGUCACCUGCAACAAAUUAGGCCAGAGAGUGGUUGGGCUUGAUCUUGCCAGCCUAGGGCUAAAAGGAUCCAUAACCCCUCACAUUGGCAAUCUUUCCUUCCUUAGAUCACUUCAACUCCAAAAUAACCAAUUGACAGGAACAUUUCCUCGCCAACUUGGCAAUCUUUUUCGUCUAGCAGUCCUGAAUGCAAGCUUCAACACCAUCCAAGGUCCAAUACCGCCAACCAUAAGCCGGUGCGUCGAGCUUAGAACCCUCAACUUGAUGCAAAAUGAGGUUUCGGGGAGAAUCCCCGAAGAGAUCAGCCACCUAACGAAACUACAAAUUUUGAACUUGGCGGGAAACAAUCUUUCGGGCCCAAUUCCACCAUCCAUAGCCAACAUUUCAUCACUCACCAAUUUAAAUUUAGGCACCAAUACCCUCAGCGGCCCGAUACCUGGUGACUUGUCUCGUCUUCGAAAUUUGAAAUAUCUUGAUCUCACCAUUAACAACCUCACAGGCACAGUCCCUCCAUCAAUAUACAACAUGUCUUCCCUAGUUUAUUUGGCCUUGGCUUCCAAUGAUUUGUGGGGUAAUCUUCCUAGUGAUGUUGGAGUCACACUCCCAAAUCUUCUAGGUUUCAAUUUUUGCUUCAAUAAAUUCACUGGCACCAUUCCAGGGUCACUGCACAACCUCACAAACAUACAAAUCAUUCGUAUGGCACACAACCUCUUACAUGGAACUGUUCCACCAGGACUAGGAAAUCUUCCAGACCUACGUAUGUACAACAUUGGGUUCAAUAGGAUCGUUAGCUCAGGCGAUAAUGGUCUAAAUUUUCUUUCUUUGUUGACAAACAGUACCCGUCUCAACUUCCUUGCCAUCGAUGGCAAUCUUCUAGAUGGCAUAAUUCCAGAAUCCAUAGGCAAUCUUUCUAAGGUUCUUGGAAAACUAUAUAUGGGAGGAAACCGUAUUCGUGGCAGCAUACCUGCCUCAAUUGGUCAUCUGAACGGUUUGGCUUUGCUAAACUUGAGCUACAACUCAAUAUCUGGUGAAAUUCCCCACGAAGUAGGCCAGUUGGAGGAAUUGCUGAAGUUGGGUUUGGCUGGAAAUAAAAUUUCUGGAAAGAUCCCAAAUUCCAUAGGUGAUCUCAAAAAAUUGAUUGAGAUUGAUUUAUCAGGAAAUGAACUGGUGGGAAGCAUACCCACUAGUUUUGGAAAUUUCCAGGACUUGCUUUCAUUGGACUUGUCUAGUAACAAGCUCAAUGGAAGCAUACCAAGAGAAAUUCUCAAUCUUCCUAGUUUAAGCACUCAUUUGAAUCUUUCAAAGAACUUCCUUAAUGGACCUUUGCCUCAACAAAUUGGGAUCCUAGCUAGUGUUGUCUCAAUUGACCUCUCUGACAACCGUUUAUCGGGUCCCAUCCCCGAUUCAAUUGGGAAAUGUAAGAGCUUGGAAGAACUGUUCAUGGCAGAUAAUUUGUUCUCGGGUCGCAUCCCAAAUACUUUUGUAGAGGUGAAAGGUUUGCAAACUCUUGACAUCUCCAACAACAAUCUCUCCGGCUCAAUUCCAAGUGACCUACAAAAGUUGCAGGCCCUACAAGUGUUGAACCUCUCUUUCAACAACCUGGAAGGAGAGGUUCCCAUUGGUGGGGUUUUCUCAAAUCUCUCUAAAGUUCAUUUAGAAGGUAACCCAAAUCUCUGUUUCAGUUUGGCAUGUAAGAAAAUUCAUGGUCAUAUAAAAAGAUUAAUCUUGGUUUUUAUUAUAAUCAUCAUCGCUGCAAUCUUAGCACUAUCUUUAGCAAUUAGCUUGAUUUUCUACCUAAGGAAAAGACAAGCAAAGAUCAAAACCUCGUCUGAAUCCUUUAAGAGACCGCAUCAAAUGGUCUCUUACGACGAUCUUCGUCUUGCAACUGGAAAUUUCAACCAAGAAAAUCUGCUUGGAAGGGGGAGUUUUGGGUCUGUUUACAAAGGAAAUCUCAGGGAAGGAAGUCCCAUCGCAGUUAAGGUGCUUGAUGUGGAGAGGACUGGAUCAUGGAAGAGUUUUUUGGCAGAGUGCGCAGCUCUGAGGAGUGUUAGGCAUCGGAAUCUUGUGAAACUCAUAACAUCGUGCUCAAGCAUAGACUUCAAAAACAUGGAAUUUCUUGCUCUUGUGUAUGAAUUCAUGAGUAAUGGGAGCUUGGAAGAUUGGAUAAGGGGAAAGAGGAGACACACGAAUGGAGACGGGUUGAAUAUCGUGGAGAGAUUGAAUGUGGCCAUUGAUGUUGCUUGUGUUGUAAACUAUUUGCACCAUGAGAACGGAGCUCAAGUGGUGCACUGCGAUUUGAAGCCUAGCAACAUACUGUUGGAUGAAGAUAUGACUGCCAAGGUAGGAGAUUUCGGUCUGGCCAAGUUGUUGAUCAGCAGAACUCGUGACCAAAGUUCUAUCAGCUCUACGCGUGGCGUGAAGGGCUCUGUAGGCUACAUUCCUCCAGAGUAUGGGCUAGGAGAGAAACCAUCAACAGCCGGAGAUGUUUAUAGCUAUGGAAUUACAUUGCUGGAGCUUUUUACAGGGAAGACACCAACCGAUGAGAUCUUCACAGGAGGGUCAAGCCUGAAGGAAUGGGUGAAAAUGGCCUUCCCUGCCAGCAUAGAGCAAGUACUGGAUCAAGAUUUGCUGCCAAAUAAGGGUAGUCUUUGUCAUGAGGGUAAAUCCAUUUCUCCAGAAGCGCAGCACGAUUGCUUGAUCGCCCUGCUUGGUGUUGGGCUUUCUUGCACUGUCGAUUCUCCGAAUGGGCGCAUUAGCAUGAGUGAUGCUCUGUGCAAGCUGAAAAGCAGCAGAGACACUCUUCUCAAAUUUGAUCUUUUGCUAAGAAAAUAACUAUGACAUUAUGUCCU
Molecule: messenger RNA, 3189 nt
Organism: Camellia sinensis
Lineage: Eukaryota; Viridiplantae; Streptophyta; Magnoliopsida; Ericales; Theaceae
Source: RefSeq, a predicted model, not a curated record